Messenger RNA from Uranotaenia lowii, 2390 nucleotides. RefSeq lists its product as uncharacterized. NCBI's taxonomy places the organism in Eukaryota, Metazoa, Arthropoda, Insecta, Diptera, Culicidae. The record is from RefSeq and is a predicted model, not a curated record. Gene Ontology annotation, biological process: positive regulation of MAPK cascade; cell surface receptor protein tyrosine kinase signaling pathway. The transcript has 3 exons. The coding region runs from base 1 to 1266 and encodes 421 amino acids. Gene Ontology annotation, cellular component: cytoplasm.
AUGGGCGACAUAAUUCCUUCACACAAGGCUUUGAAGAAGUGCACGCCAAAAUUUGUGCAGCUCUUCAAAUCGAGCCGGUAUGGUAUCCAGCGUUUAGAGAUAAGCGAUAAUGAAAAUGAACGUGAAGUGAAAAUUUUAACACUUGAAAAUUGUGUUAAAAUUGCAAUAAUACAUCCAAUAUCAAACGUCCUACACAUAGUUACAAAAUCGGGUCAAAUUCAACUAUAUUCUCCACAAGAAAACGUCAUCGAGAAUUGGAAAACGGCCCUUCAGACUGCUGCUUUCAAUGAAAAACAAAACCUUACCCAAAAUGUGUCGCAUACAUUGAUAGAACAGGACAACGAAUUGUACUCAUGUAGUGAAAACAGUUUUAUUGUCAACAUUAUGCCAACUGAAGCAUCAUUAAAAUGUAAUUUCGAAAAGACGGGUUUCAACUUGAUACUUUCUGAAACUGAAAUUUUAUUGAAACCAUUGACAAAUCAUUCUUUUACCGUUGCUAAAUGGCCCUAUCGUUUUAUAAGAAAAUAUGGUUAUCGCGAAAAUAAAUUUACUUUCGAAGCAGGACGAAAAUGUGACACUGGGGAAGGUAUUUUCAAAUUACAAUGUCAAAAUCCACAAGAAAUAUUUAGAUGCUUGUCUAUAAAAAUGAAAAUUAUGAAAAAGCAUACCACUGAGAAUUGCGCAUCCCCGUCGGUUAAAAACAUGUCUAGCAUAACCCAAUAUCAAAUCAAUGCUUCAACUCUGUGUUUGGAAUUUAAAAACAUGAGUGAAAAAAAUGUUGAUUACAAUUGCUCACAGACCAACACAUUGAAUCUCUCCUCUAUUAAAGUACCUCCAAUUGAUGUCUUUGAAAACUCUCUAAGUAGUACGUCAGCUGAAAAAAUAUUUUCCUUUGAUACUUCACGUGGUUUCGAAAGAAUAAAUUCAAUAGAAAAAAACUGUAUAAAUGAUUCAUCUGGACUUAUUCAUGCAUUUGAUGCAAGAGACUUGAAUUAUAUAAAGCAAACAGAAGAUUUUCAAAACUAUGAAUGCAUUGAAAACAUCACUGAUGCGUGGAAAAAACUGGGCGUUGAUUGUAUUGAGCAUACAGAAAAUUUAGAAACAUUAGAUUUAGCUUUAAAUUUAAAGUCAGAGAGCAAUUUUUUACAAAGUAGCUGUAAGAACAAAUCAGAUAAUGAAUAUGAUAAACUCAAUUAUUUUCGCACUGUAGACAAAAACAACGAGGAAAAUUAUAACGUUCCAAAGAAAUCCGUUGACGAUAGUUAAAAAAAAGUAAAAAUGAAUAGAAACCGUAGCAACACCACAGCAAAGCGUAAAGCGGGCCACAGACUACACAACAUUUGUACAAAUGCGAUGAAAUUCGAUGAAAUUUUGUCGCUGUGAACACAAUUUGCAUCGUGAAUUAGUACCCAAACGGUUGGAGUAAAAUUGGUCGGGAUCGAAAUAUUUUGUACAAACCAUCCUCCCAGCCGGAGUGCAGAUGGUUUUUUUUGUUGCUGUUGCUGUUUACGCCAGCAAUCGUUUGUGUUCGCGUGAAAUAUGUUUGUAUCGUGUGUGGGCGAGCAAGAAUCAAACAAUCGUCGGGUAAUCAUCGAAUUUGUACAGGCCAUUUGUGUAGUCUAUGGCCCGCUUAAGCGGGCCACAGACUACACAAUGUAGGGAUCUCUUCAUUUUAAUAAUUAACACUAAACAUACCGACACUUUGUAUAUACCUAUUCAUACCGCGAGCGGUCAAAUGACGGCAAACACCGUUUUCGCUAAAACUCUCUUGUUUCUCAACCGAUUUCUACAAAAUUUAUAGUUUUGAAAAGCUUAUAACGUGACUCAAAUAUGUUUUCAGCCUCAAUCAAUUAUUUCAAAGUUAUUUGAAGUUCAAAAAAAAUUUUAUGAAAAAACAUGCUUCAGGAAAAAGGCUGUAAAUCAGUUAUUAAGUGCUCGAAAAAAAUUUCGCUUAGUGCCGCAUAUCGAACAUUUUUUUCAAUUUUUUUUAAGAUCAUGGCCACAAAAAAUGUAAAAAAGUUGUGUAAAACCCGUACUUUUCAAUCAUCCGCCAAAGCUGUUCCUGUUGCAGUAGAAAAAUUUUAAAAAGUAGAUUGGAAGGUUGACGUAAUUUGUCACCUUUUGGCAUCUUUAGAUUUUCAAAAUACGAAAUACAUAAUUUAUGACGACUUUUCAAAGGUAGCUGCUUUUCGAACUUUUUAUGAAUCUGGAUUUUCUGAGACACCCUACACCAAAAUUCACUUUUGCACUGGAUUUUGAGUAUGUUAACCUAAGGUUUAGACAAUAAAACUAUAUACAAAAGAAAGCAAAUUUCAUACCGGUUCUAGUGAUGUAACUGUAUUGGCGGUGCGAUUCUUGACAAAAAUAUAAUAAAUAUAUUUCUGAAAGUA